AUGGGUUACGAAGGGCCUUCUUUUGAAAGGUUUGGGCCGGAGAAUUGGGGAUGGAAUGUUACUGAUUUGAUUGAUGCUAAUGCUAGGAAAAGGAAAUCUGAGUUGGUCUUUAAUACCUUUUCAGAGCAGGAUGCAGAGAGGAUUCUCAGUAUUCCUUUGUCUGUGUAUGAGCACGAAGAUUUUCUUAUAUGGCGAGGUGAGCCGACUGGGGAAUAUUUGGCUCGUAGUGGCCACAAAUUUCUUGUACAUGAUAGACAGAAUCAUUUACAGGAACUUGAUGUGUUAAAGGUGUCUAUACUUGAAGGACGGAUUAGUUCGGCAAGAUGGGUUGCUCCUGAUGUAAAACUAUUGGCUGAUGAUAUUGAGGAGCUAAAGUCAAUAUCUUCUAUGCGGAAAAGUGGUAGAAGAAGAGUACGAGAUUUAAGUAUUGUCCAGAAUACUCCAAAUUCGGAAGAAAGAAAUAGUGAACAGCAGACAGUUGUUGGAUCUUCGAAUGUGCUGGAGACACUUGAUGAGCCUGAAGAAUUUCAAACUGAAAGUGGUGGGACGCGCAGAGUUCGAGGACGUACGCUACUUAGAGAUUUAUACGACUUAGAUCCUGUCGAGCGUGUUAAAGUAAGUAGAAAUACUCAUGGUCAGCCUGUUGGAUCUGAAGCUCGACUUUUAGCAGGCUAUUUGGGCAUUUUAGCACGAAAUGCAAAUAUGUUGCCCAUCAACUACGAAUCAUGGCAUCACAUGCCUGAUAGCAACAAAAACCAGGCUCUCGCUAAUAUUAAGGAGAGAUUUGCUUUAGAAGUCUCCGAUGAUUAUAUCAAGAAGGCAUUAGGUAAAAGAUGGAGAGACAAUAAAAGCACUUUAAAGAAACAAUAUUUUAAGAAAGACAUAAGCCUCGAGGAAAAACUGAGAAAUGUUCCGCCAGGAAUGCUGAGGUAUCAAUGGGAAGAUGCGGUUAGAUUUUGGAAUUCAAAGAAAGGAGAGGUAUUGCGUAUUUCCAAACUCUUAUAUAUAGUGUUUACUAUAUACGUAAUAAUAAUUUUAUUAUGUAGGACCGUGAGCAAGUUGGAACAAGCGUGA
Messenger RNA from Gossypium arboreum, 1074 nucleotides. RefSeq lists its product as uncharacterized. NCBI's taxonomy places the organism in Eukaryota, Viridiplantae, Streptophyta, Magnoliopsida, Malvales, Malvaceae. The transcript has 7 exons. The record is from RefSeq and is a predicted model, not a curated record. The coding region runs from base 1 to 1074 and encodes 357 amino acids.